Neocloeon triangulifer is the source of this 2828-nucleotide messenger RNA. It is a transcript of the gene fand, whose product is annotated as pre-mRNA-splicing factor syf1 homolog. Lineage: Eukaryota; Metazoa; Arthropoda; Insecta; Ephemeroptera; Baetidae. Gene Ontology annotation, cellular component: U2-type catalytic step 2 spliceosome; Prp19 complex; post-mRNA release spliceosomal complex. Gene Ontology annotation, molecular function: protein binding. The record is from RefSeq and is a predicted model, not a curated record. The coding region runs from base 232 to 2790 and encodes 852 amino acids. The transcript has 13 exons. Gene Ontology annotation, biological process: generation of catalytic spliceosome for first transesterification step; mRNA splicing, via spliceosome.
CCGUUCCGUGUUCCAUUAAUCCAUUUCUAACAAAAACCGAAAACGGAAAAAGUCGGAAAGCGAUCACACGCGCUGCUGCUGUUGUUGUAAACAAUAGGAAAAAUUCAAUAUAUUGACCAAAAUCUACUAAUAAUUCAAAUUUUUAACCAUCCAAUCAAUUUACGCGUAAAUUGAUUAAAGUUUAAGCAACUUCUUCAAAAGUUAUAUUACAUGAAUUAGGCGACAAAUAAGAUGCCGGACUUUGACACAAGUUCUCUUGUCUUUACUGACGAUGAUCUUCCCUACGAAGAGGAAAUCUUAAGAAAUCCAUACUCCGUGAAGCACUGGCUACGCUACAUUGAGCACAAGAAAGCCGGUCCGCAAAACGCCAUCAACAUCAUUUACGAGCGAGCCUUGAAAGAACUUCCGGGAAGCUACAAGCUUUGGUACAAUUACCUAAAAUUAAGGAGGAGGCAAGUUCGAGGGCGAUGCAUCACCGACCCCAGCUACGAGGACGUCAACAAUGCUCACGAGAGAGCUUUGGUUUUCAUGCACAAAAUGCCCAGAAUCUGGAUGGACUAUUGCUCGUUCCUGGUAGACCAGAAGCGAAUUACUAGGACGAGGCAAGCCUUUGACCGAGCUUUGAGGGCUUUGCCAAUUACUCAGCACCACAGGAUUUGGCCUUUGUACAUUAAGUUUGUCAGCCUUUAUGACUGUCAUGAAACUGCAAUUCGAGUAUUCAGACGUUACUUGAAGUUGUGCCCUGAGAACACUGAAGACUACAUAGAGUAUCUUGCAAGCAUCGGAAGAUUGGACGAAGCGGCCAUAAAACUGGCAGGAAUUGUCAAUAAUGAGAACUUUGUGUCCAAACAUGGGAAGUCAAACCACCAGCUUUGGAAUGAGCUGUGCGAGCUUAUUUCUAAAAAUCCAGGAAAAGUCAAGUCGCUGAACGUUGAUGCUAUUAUCAGAGGGGGCUUGCGAAGAUAUUCUGAUCAGUUAGGCAGUUUGUGGCAGUCUCUUGCUGAUUAUUACAUCCGAUCUGGCCUCUUUGAAAGGGCCAGAGAUGUGUAUGAAGAGGCCAUCCAAACGGUCACCACUGUAAGAGAUUUCACUCAAGUUUUUGAUGCUUAUGCCCAGUUUGAGGAACUGAGUCUUACCAAAAGAAUGGAGGAAGUUGCCGACAACCAGAAUCCAAGUGAAGAAGAUGAUAUCGAGUUGGAUUUGCGGAUGGCCCGAUUCGAACAUCUGAUGGCCCGCAGACUUUUGCUCCUAAACUCGGUGCUUCUUCGCCAAAAUCCGCACAAUGUUCAUGAGUGGCACAAAAGAGUGGUUCUUUUGGAAGGCAAACCACAUGAGAUCAUCAACACCUACACCGAAGCAGUUCAAACAGUCGAUCCAAAACAAGCUGUCGGCAAACUGCAUUCUCUGUGGAUCGCUUUUGCCAAAUUUUAUGACUCUAACAAUCAACUGGAGGACGCUCGUUUGGUCUUCGAGAAGGCCAUUCAAGUAGCCUAUCUAAAAGUAGAUGACUUGGCCUCAGUUUGGUGUGCCUGGGCAGAAAUUGAGUUGCAGCACGACAACUACGAUGGUGCUCUGAAACUGAUGCACCGAGCAACAGUUCCUCCGCCAAGAAAAGUCGCCUACCACGAUGAUGCAGAGACAGUGCAAAACAGGCUGUACAAGUCUCUAAAAAUUUGGUCCAUGUUUGCUGAUUUGGAGGAGAGCUUUGGAACUUUCAAAGCUUGCAAAUCUGUGUAUGAUCGCAUCCUGGACCUCAAAAUCGCAACCCCGCAGAUUGUUAUCAACUACGGAAUGUUCCUUGAGGAGCACAAGUACUACGAAGAAGCUUUCCGUGCUUAUGAAAAGGGCAUUGCCCUGUUCAAGUGGCCGAAUGUUUACGACAUCUGGAACACAUACUUGACCAAGUUCUUGAAAAGAUAUGGAGGCACCAAAUUGGAGCGAGCCAGAGAUCUUUUUGAACAGUGUUUGGAACACUGUCCCAACAAAUUCGCCAAAACCCUGUAUUUGCUAUAUGCAAAGCUGGAGGAGGAACAUGGACUUGCCAGGCAUGCUAUGGCUGUUUACGAACGAGCCACCCAAGCUGUGCUGCCUGAAGAGCAAUUUGAGAUGUUCAACAUUUACAUCAAUAAAGCUGCUGAGCUUUAUGGUGUUGCCCGCACAAGGCAAAUUUACGAGAAAGCCAUUGAUGUUUUGCCGGAGGAGAAGGCUAGAGACAUGUGCCUGCGAUUUUCAGAUAUGGAAACCAAACUUGGUGAAAUUGACAGAGCCAGGGCAAUUUAUGCUCAUUGCAGCCAGAUGUGCGAUCCAAGAGUAACUGCAGAGUUUUGGCAAACUUGGAAGGACUUUGAAAUUCGUCAUGGAAAUGAAGAUACCAUGAGAGAAAUGCUCAGAAUCAAGCGCAGCGUCCAAGCCACAUACAAUACCCAGGUCAACAUGAUGUCGGCACAGAUGCUGACUUCCUCUGGGCAGGUGGCUGGAACUGUGGCCGAUUUGGCUCCUGGAGCAAAGGAUGGCAUGCGAAUGUUGGAGGCCAAGGCUGCUCAAAUGGCAGAGCCAACAGCCAAGAAGCCUGCCCCUCAAGGUGCCAUUUCUUUCAUCAGAGGAGAAACACAGGGCCAGGCCGCCAAAGACAAGGUUGUUAAUCCUGAUGAGAUUGACAUUGACGAUGAAAGUAGUGAAGAAGAUGACGAGGAUGAAACUGAGAAAGACCUCGAAGAAGCUCUGCCUGUCAAGAAACAGAUGAUUCCCUCAAAGGUUUUCGGAAGUCUGCGUAAAGACGAGGAAAAUUGAUUUUCUUAGUUAAUUUUUAAUAAAUUUUAAGAUCCUAA